GGUGGGUUUGUUGGUGUUGAAAAAAGAGAAGGAGGGCGAAGAAAGGCACCUACCUCAGGUUAACACCACGCAAAGAAACGCUUAUAACAUGACAGACCCCGACCUAUUAUACACCAAUGACUAACACAUACCGUCUCCCUACCUUGAAAGCUAAUUAAAAUAAAUCUAGAGUAAAUAAUAAUACCAACCAGGACCAGUAACUUAACACCACAAAGGACUUUACUAUCUAUCUAGGCUAGCUAUAGAAAAGGGGUUAUAUGAUAGGCUUAGGUACCAUCUAAGUCAAGUCACUAGUAUCGCAGCUAGCUCAACAACUCUCCCGUCACACACCCAACAGCACAUGAGCACCGGUAUUACCAUGGCCUCCGAAGACAUCAAGCUCGACUUCUACCCUGCCCUAUACCCCAACCGCACCGGCGUCCUUGUCCUCCCCGGCGGUGGCUACGACUUCAUCUCCUACGAGAGGGAAGGCCUCGCACCCGCGCGAUGGUUGAUCUCGCGCAACAUGGACGCAUGGGUCCUAUCGUACGCCACCAAGUCCCCCGCAGCGCCCGACCCCUCCGCACCCCUCUCCCCAACCCCGCAGCGCGAGGCUCUCGAGGCAGUGCGCCGCAUCUGGGCUUCGGGCCGCCUCGACCGCCUCGGGGUCUGGGGCUUCAGCGCGGGCGGGCACCUCGCCGCCAUGAUAGCGACGGACGCCGACGCAAAGCUCGACUUCGCCAUCCUAGCCUACCCCGUAAUCAGCAUGGCAGCCGACACGACGCACGCGCGGUCGCGGCGGAACCUCCUCGGCGACUCGUGUCCAGCGGGCAGCGAGGCGGAGCAGGCACUGUGUGCCGAGAAGCGCGUGGGCGAGAACACGCCGCCGACGUUCCUGUUCCACACGGCGGACGACGACGCGGUGCCGGUGCAGAACACGCUGGGGUUCGCGGCGGCGAUGGCGAGGCACAAGAGGCCGUUUGGGUUGCUGGUUCUGCCCUCGGGGCCUCACGGGUUCGGGCUUGCGCUGGGUGAUGAGCGGUGGGGAUGGACGGGGGAGUUGGAGAGGUGGUUAGGUGGUUUGGAUGCGGGUUCUUGAUGGAUGAUGGGCUUGGUGGUGAUCUCGAGUAUUCAUUGCACUUCGGCACGCUUCUCGACACUAGAAGUACAACACGAUUGGGAUUAACGGCAUUGGCCUUGGCCUUGCGAAUCUCGGGGAGGUUGCUGUGCCAUUAUUGCCAAUUUAUUUGUUCAUUGUGACAAGUCUCCUGUGGUUUCGUUGUCCCUGCAAAGAAACAUGCCUCGGCAAAUGGCCUUUCUCUUACAACAUUUGGUGGGCUGCAAAUCCUCAACGUCUACAUGCUCAACUUCUUGCGGGGCUCUUCGCAUUUGGUUUACAAAAGGCUCAGAAAAUAUCGUGCUAUAGUAUAUACCGAGUGUGACGUUGAAUUCCUCGGCCGUCGGAAGAAUACUUAUUAGUCCUUGUAGUCCAUAAUAAGUAUAUAAGAUAUUAAGAUGUCCCGAUUAUGCCGAAACAGCGACUGAGUUCAUCCACAGACAGCCCGAGAGGCAAUGCAUUCGACUAGUACGGAAGCGAACUCCUAGGUUAGACAUUUUCCAAGAUCAACAAUUUCUUGGGAGAUGUGCAUCCGGCUGGUUCCGGAUGGGCCACGAUGUUGUCAGAGGUUCUCUGGAAGCUAAUCGACAAGAACGGCAAAAGUGACGCCGAGCGGCCCUAACUAGUUGAUGGCGUAUCAACCGACAAUAGAUAUCUUGCUAUGAAGAUUAUUUUAGAUGCUA
Messenger RNA from Hypoxylon fragiforme, 1779 nucleotides. Its product is annotated as alpha/beta-hydrolase. The transcript is spliced from 4 exons. Bases 341 to 1078 code for a protein of 245 amino acids. The record is from RefSeq and is a predicted model, not a curated record. Gene Ontology annotation, biological process: proteolysis. Gene Ontology annotation, molecular function: serine-type peptidase activity. NCBI's taxonomy places the organism in Eukaryota, Fungi, Ascomycota, Sordariomycetes, Xylariales, Hypoxylaceae.